Molecule: messenger RNA, 2177 nt
Organism: Marmota monax (woodchuck)
Lineage: Eukaryota; Metazoa; Chordata; Mammalia; Rodentia; Sciuridae
Gene: Stambp
Product: STAM binding protein
Exons: 10
Coding region: 320-1594 (424 amino acids)
Biological process (GO): protein K63-linked deubiquitination
Cellular component (GO): endosome; cleavage furrow
Molecular function (GO): metal-dependent deubiquitinase activity; K63-linked deubiquitinase activity; protein binding
Source: RefSeq, a predicted model, not a curated record
AGGGUCCUGGAUGUGGUGGGUAGGCUCUCUGAGCAUUGUCGAACUCUGAAAGGAGCGGCCGCCGUGAGUGUGGGCCCUGAAGCCUUCUCCUUCCUCGUGUCCUCUGCCCGGCCCGCGUCGCGCGAGGCCACUGAAGGCUCCGGUCCCCGCGGGCUGGCGCCUGACCAGCAAGGCCCAGCGCUUUCCUGUCGACUACAUUUGAAAGACCCGUCAACCUUGGAUGAUUUUGCCUGGGAAUGGCAAUUGGGCUUGAGUGCCUUCAAGAAGGGCACCCCAAGCAGUUGUGGAUGCAUCCCUCUCUACUAACAUCUUGGUCCUGAUGUCUGACCAUGGAGAUGUGAGCCUCCCACCCGAAGACCGGGUGAGGGCUCUGUCCCAGUUGGGAAGUACUGUGGAGGUGAAUGAAGACAUUCCACCUCGUCGAUACUUCCGCUCUGGAGUUGAGAUGAUCCGAAUGGCAUCCAUUUACUGUGAGGAAGGCAACAUCGAACAUGCCUUCAUCCUCUAUAACAAGUACAUCACGCUCUUUAUUGAGAAACUACCUAAGCAUCGAGAUUAUAAAUCGGCUGUCAUUCCUGAAAAGAAAGAUACAGUAAAGAAAUUAAAGGAGAUUGCAUUUCCCAAAGCAGAAGAGCUGAAGGCAGAGCUGUUAAAACGAUAUACCAAAGAAUAUGCACAGUAUAAUGAAGAAAAGAAGAAGAAAGCGGAGGAAUUUGCCCGGAAUAUGGCUAUCCAGCAAGAAUUGGAAAAGGAAAGACAGAGGAUAGCACAGCAGAAGCAGCAACAGCUGGAACAGGAACAGUUCCAUGCCUUUGAGGAAAUGAUCCGGAACCAGGAGCUAGAAAAAGAGCGACUGAAAAUUGUACAGGAAUUUGGAAAGGUGGACCCUGGCCUAGGUGGCCCACUGGUGCCUGACUUGGAGAAGCCCUCCUUAGAUGGGUUCCCUACCUUGCCUGUGUCAUCCACACAGCCUUCAGACUGUAACACAACCGCAAGGCCAGCUAAGCCACCAGUGGUGGACAGGUCCUUGAAACCUGGAGCACUGAGCAACUCUGAAAGUAUUCCUACAAUCGAUGGAUUGCGCCAUGUGGUGGUGCCUGGGAGGCUGUGUCCACAGUUUCUCCAGUUAGCCAGUGCCAACACUGCUCGGGGAGUAGAAACAUGUGGAAUUCUCUGUGGAAAACUGAUGAGGAAUGAAUUUACCAUUACCCACGUUCUCAUCCCCAAGCAAAGUGCUGGGUCUGAUUAUUGCAACACGGAGAAUGAAGAAGAACUUUUCCUCAUACAGGAUCAGCAGGGUCUCAUCACACUGGGCUGGAUUCAUACCCAUCCCACACAGACCGCCUUUCUCUCCAGUGUCGACCUACACACUCACUGUUCCUACCAGAUGAUGCUGCCAGAGUCAAUAGCUAUUGUCUGCUCCCCCAAGUUUCAGGAAACUGGAUUCUUUAAAUUAACUGACCAUGGGCUAGAAGAGAUUUCUUCAUGUCGCCAGAAAGGAUUUCAUCCCCACAGCAAGGAUCCACCUCUGUUUUGUAGCUGUACCCAUGUGACUGUUGUGGACAGAGCAGUGACCGUCACAGACCUUCGAUGAGAAUUUGCUCAAACACCUUCUGAGAAUUAUAAAACUAUAUCAAUGUACUGUAGCCCCUUAAUUUAAGCUUCCUGGAAAGCUUUGGAAGUUUUUUAAGACAGAAUAGGAAGGUAGCAACACCUGGGGAAGAAUUAAUUUUUUAUUUCUGGUUUAAAAAGAAAUAAUUGAUUAUAUUUUUUAGGCAAAUCUGGAAAGGAGCAUAAUCUCAGUAAAGCAACUAACUCAAAAAUUAAGUCAAAAGAAUGGUAUGAGGAGCACCCAUAUGUCCUUCUUUCUGGAUUCACCAAGUGUUAACCUUUUUUUCUUUUAAGCUAUCUUAUAAUUUAUCUGCCAACUUGUUUAUAAUCUACCUUUGAACUAAAUGAGGGCAUCUAUGCAGAAAUUUGGAAGCCAUCUAGAAACCUUUUGGGUUUUCCUUUUUAUGGGAAUAUUAAUGGAGCUUAUUACAAGGGGUGGGGCACAUCUCACUACAUCUGAACGGACAGUGAGACUCACAAACCCUGAUGAAUGAUUUUUGUCUGGAAUUGUGUUAUUUAACAAAUAUUUUGGGAUAUAUUUCCUCUGCAAUAAAAUAACAACUUAU